Messenger RNA from Staurois parvus, 324 nucleotides. The record is from the annotation of a GenBank genome assembly. NCBI's taxonomy places the organism in Eukaryota, Metazoa, Chordata, Amphibia, Anura, Ranidae.
AUGGUCUGACAGGACCAAGGGCGGACUGACAACGCAUGGGGCCCCCGGGCAAUAGGGGAUCAUGGGGCCCCUGUGUCCUUGUCCAAACUCAAAAAAGCCUAUGAAAAAGGUACCAGGGGCAUCUCAUGGGGCCCACUACUGACCCCGGGCCCUGGGGCAGUGCCCGCGUUUUCCAAGUGGUCAGUCCACCCCUGGAGAGAACAGCACUGAAAUGGAAGGAAGGGAAUUUAAGCUGGGUAUACACUAGUAUUAUUUUGAAUAAAUAUUUGUAUGAAAAUUCUCAUAUCUAAUGGACUCAAAAUGAAAAUGUAUUUUAUUUUAUUU